AGGGUUUAACUUUCCGGCCCGAGUCCGUGUUUGAGUUAACGUUGACGUUCACUUGCGGCUUUACUAACCUACUGGUUUUGAGAAGAACUAAAAAGGAAAAGAAAAGAAUCCUGUAUUUGGAUUCGGGUUAAGGGUUUAUAGCAAAUAUGGCUGCAAAAGUGACGAACAUUGAUGUCAUACUCAACACAAGUGAUUUUGUCGUGCCAAGUUGUCCACAUGGUCCAGCACUGCUGUUUGUUAGAUAUGACCAGUCACAGAAUUCUGGCAGGAAGUUCUUUGCAUGUUCGGCAUUCCGAGACCGAAAACAAUGCAGGUUCUUCCAGUGGGCAGAUGAAAAAAUGUCAGACAAACUACAGAAAGUGAUAGAGAUGGAGAAACAGCAUACAGAAAGAAAGUUUUCUAAACAAGACUUAUGGGAAAGAUUUCAACAAUUUGCUGAACUACCAAAGAAAGAUAGACAUGUCUGCCAGUCCUGUGGAGUUUUCCUGUUGCCUAGCAACCAGCUGAAUCAUUCAGGUCAAGGUCACACCAUCAAGCACCAGAUAGAUGACAGUCUGGUUCGGCGACCAUCACAGUUGUUUCAUCCACUGAAUGACAACAAGACUUAUGCUCAAUAUUUGUUUUCAGAGGCAUCUGUUGACUUUAUUCUAAAAUGUCUACACGCGUUGGGUGCCUCCCAUGUGAUCAACAUUGGUACUCCCAGAAUUCAUGAAGCUGUAGUGAACGACUCCAGUGUUUCUCUUUCUUCUCUUCUUUUGGAUCUUGAUCAAAGAUUUGAGCAGUUUUACGAGCCACAUGAGUUUUGUCGUUACAACAUGUUUAAUCACCAUUUCUUUGGAGGACAGGAAGAUCGAGAUCUGUUUGAUAAGUUUGUAGCGGAAGGGAAAGAUGGGAAAAUAGUCAUACUUAUUGACCCUCCAUUUGGUGGAAUGGUUGAAGCUCUUGGAAAUACACUACGAAUGCUGAUGAAACAGUGUAAACAUGGUGACUCUUCAGUGCCUGUCUUUUGGUUCUUUCCUUACUUCAUGGAAAAGAGAAUCACAGAAUCAGUGCCAGAAUUUUCCAUGCUAGACUACAAGGUGGACUACGACAACCAUGCCCUCUUUAAAGACAAGGGAGGUAAGAAGGGAUCUCCUGUAAGAAUAUUCACCAACUUGCCGCCAGCUGAAGUGGAGUUACCUCCCGAGGAAGGAUACUGGUUUUGUUCCACGUGUAAUCGAUAUUCAUCCAAGGAGAACAAACACUGUGAUGAAUGUGACAGUUGUACAUCAAAGGAUGGCACCACUUAUGUUCACUGUUCUAUCUGUGGUGUCUGUGUGAAGCCAUCGCGCGUCCAUUGUCCUCACUGUAAAACCUGCCAAAUACCUGGUCACACCUGUGACACGGAGGAGAGAUCAAAAGGCUGUCAUAUUUGUGGAGAUUUCACUCACAAAAGAAGAGAAUGCCCAAACAAGAACAAAAGAAAAUGGCAACAACACAAAUCUGCUGGAAACGAUGGAAUUGUCAAGAAAAAGAAAAAAUGUAAAAGAUGAAGAUGAACUGUGAAUAAAACUUUUUAAAGGAA
Gigantopelta aegis is the source of this 1564-nucleotide messenger RNA. Its product is annotated as rRNA N6-adenosine-methyltransferase ZCCHC4-like. Gene Ontology annotation, biological process: rRNA methylation. Gene Ontology annotation, cellular component: cytoplasm; nucleolus. The record is from RefSeq and is a predicted model, not a curated record. Bases 147 to 1532 code for a protein of 461 amino acids. Gene Ontology annotation, molecular function: zinc ion binding; rRNA (adenine-N6-)-methyltransferase activity. The transcript is spliced from 12 exons. Lineage: Eukaryota; Metazoa; Mollusca; Gastropoda; Neomphalida; Peltospiridae.